Molecule: messenger RNA, 525 nt
Organism: Serpula lacrymans var. lacrymans S7.9
Lineage: Eukaryota; Fungi; Basidiomycota; Agaricomycetes; Boletales; Serpulaceae
Exons: 4
Coding region: 1-525 (174 amino acids)
Source: RefSeq, a predicted model, not a curated record
AUGGAAAUAAAGUCAUAUGGCCAGGAAAAUGUAUCAAGGUGGGCUGGGCUCAAGCAUUUCAUGAACAUCACAAUGGUUGAAUAUGCAGACGGUCAAGUAUUCCUUGACAUAUUAAAGCAUGUUUUGAACGACUAUGAAAAAGACUUCAACUUUAGUAAGCAAUAUGCCGUCAGCCAUAUCCUCAAAGAAAUUUGGCAGAAAGGCGCAACCAACAAUUAUGACACACAAGUCAGUGAAGGAUUUCACCAAGGAGCACAAGAAGCCUAUGAGCAGACAAACCGCAAAGACACUGAUGGCAAGGAGGACAUUGAAGAAGGCAAGAACUUUGAGCAGCCUCCCGCUGAGAGGCAUUGGACACUAGGCUCUCCAACAAACCUGACAAGCUCAGAAGUUAUAGGGCUGUUACGCUUGGAAUGUACAAGCCUGGUAACAAGGGGGUUUCCUGGUGAUGCAGCGGUUUCUGAUAAGCCCGUGGGUAACAGGUUUGAGAUGUAUUCUGAUGAUGAGGAGGGUUUUACUGAAUGA